Cordyceps militaris CM01 is the source of this 1818-nucleotide messenger RNA. Its product is annotated as Protein kinase-like domain. The transcript has 7 exons. The coding region runs from base 1 to 1818 and encodes 605 amino acids. The record is from RefSeq and is a predicted model, not a curated record. NCBI's taxonomy places the organism in Eukaryota, Fungi, Ascomycota, Sordariomycetes, Hypocreales, Cordycipitaceae.
AUGUCAGCUUUGCCCCCGACCUCUGCCGCAUCUGUUCUUCCAUCCUCCCCACCAACCUCUCGGCCGUCUUCUGUACCACCACCCGACACUGCCAACGAUGAACUGGUGAACGUCCAGUCUUCUGACGUCACGUUUCUUGAGAUUCUCAAGACCAAAAUAGACAAAAAGAAUGGCAAUACGCGUGUUAUUACCUUUAAAGUUGAAAUCGACGACAGGCUUUGCGUCAUGAAAGUGUAUAAGCACAAUGGAUACUGGCAUCAAUUCCGCUCCGAGGAGAGCGCUUAUCGACUGCUUAACGAAAAGGGCUUUUGUGAGCGAGGUCUCGUUCCAAAGUUUUAUGGAAUCAUCGACAGCAUAGAUGUAUCCCUGUGGCCAGAAUUAUACCAGUUCGAAAACGACUCAGCUCCGCCUAGCGCUAUUUUCAUCGAAUAUAUACAAAACGCUAAGAAGAUUGAUUUUAAUAACUAUACGCUAGAUAAAAUGGAUAGGCUGUGUGCAAUGCUUACCGAAUUCCACAGCGUCGGCCUCCUUCAUGGCGACCCAUACCCGAGAAACAUGAUGGUUGUUCCGGGGACGCCUAGAGACAGAGUCUUUUGGCUGGACUUUGACUCUUCGAGCGUUGAGGAUCGAACAACGGGUGACGAAGACACGGAGCGGCAGUUCCAAAGGGAAUCAAGGGAGAUGGCAUGUGUUGCGAAAGCAUUUUCAAUGGAUGCCAAGAAUGGCAUAGCCGAGGAAACAUUCAACGAGGCCGAAGCCGUCGAGCCGUCGCCCUGUGGUGUGUCCGUUGCCUACGCACCAUGGCUAGCUGCUCGGGGUAUUGCCUUCCCUGAGAUUGCGCUGCCUGAGAUUAUAGUUACGAGCGCUUCGAGCAGUCGAGCUCUUCAGAAAAUCGAUUUCCUCGAAAACUCCUCACUGGAGGCUACGCGACUACUUCGGAAAAUCGAUCACUUCGAAAAAGUCUUCUUGCGGGCUGUACGAAGUGGCCGUUUCCAAACCUCGCCGUGGCGGGCGGUCAACGCCUACGAAACGGCAUUUACUAUGUCCUGGAGAGCCUUUUCUUCUUCUUGCCACGACUCACUGGGCGCCGCCUGCGUACUCAAAUCGACCAGCCCGCACAACGGACGCACCAACCGAUCUGUCACGUUCCUGGCGCUGAAGCAAAACCGACAAGCCCUCCCAAUGCUGCCGAAACUCGUGGCUCGUACCAAUGCCUCGUCGAUUACAACUCUGAUUUAUUCUCAGUCAGCUGACUCGAACGUCGCGAAGAUUGCUCCGCUCUCCUUGACUCCAGAGUUGGACAGGAUCUGGAAGGGUUCGAAACACCAUGAUUACGGCGCUCAUGCCUCCAUAAGAACCACCAAUGGCAACGCCUUUCCCAUCAUCAAACUUGCCCAUCCAGAUGAUGACAUAUCUAUCAAACUUAUCGAACGAGAAUUCAAUGUCCUCACCGAAUUAAAGAAGUUGGAACUCCCUGUAGUGGAUUUCGACGAACAACCCAUCACCUGCGACGGGGCGAUCUACGGCUACCGAAUGAAAACGCUCACAAAGUUGGAGCCAGGCGAAAUGCACACUCGAUGGGAGGAUGUCAAGGGCGUGUUCAGCUUGCUGCAUCAUGCAGGGUUCUGCCAUGGAGAUUUCAACCCUAGUAACAUCAUGAAAGCCGACAACGAUCGUCUCAUCAUCAUCGACUUCAGCUUUUCCGGACGAAUCGGCAGCCCGGUGCCGCCCUUCAUGCCCACUUGGCGAUUUCCCACUGGUGAAUAUUGCCUCGACCAGGACGUUGCAGCAUUGAAGAGAUACGCAUUGGUAAACUAG